This is a messenger RNA of Fusarium mangiferae, 936 nucleotides long. Its product is annotated as putative acetylxylan esterase. Lineage: Eukaryota; Fungi; Ascomycota; Sordariomycetes; Hypocreales; Nectriaceae. Gene Ontology annotation, cellular component: extracellular region. Gene Ontology annotation, molecular function: hydrolase activity. Bases 1 to 936 code for a protein of 311 amino acids. The record is from RefSeq and is a predicted model, not a curated record. The transcript is spliced from 3 exons.
AUGCAGUUGACUUCCAUCAUCAGCUUCUGGGCGUUAGCCCUAUUCAGCCUCGUCCUCGCUGCAGAGCCCGUGCCGCGAGGUCAGCUCACCCAAGUCAACAGCUAUGGCAACAAUCCCACCGGCACAAAGAUGUUCUUGUACGUGCCCAAGAACUUGAAGGCCAACCCUGCUGUCGUCGUUGCUCUUCACUACUGUGGUGGUACAGGUCAGGCUUACUACCAGGGUACCAAGUGGGCUUCCAAUGCUGAGAAGUACGGAUUCAUUGUUGUCUAUCCUCAGACUCCUUAUUCCGGUGGCUGCUGGGAUGUCUCUUCCAAGAUGACCUUGACCCACGAGGGUGGUGGUUGCAGUACCUCUGUUGCCAACAUGGCCAAGUAUGUCCUCAAGCAGUACAACGGUGAUCCCAAGAAGGUUUUCGUCACUGGUGAAUCUUCCGGUGCCAUGAUGACCAACGUCAUGCUUGCUACCUACCCCGAUGUCUUCGCCGCAGGAAGCGCCUAUGCUGGUGUUCCCGCCGGUUGCUUCGUCAGCCAGGCAAACCAAGCCGCUGCAUGGAACUCAACCUGCUCCCAAGGAAAGUCCAUCUACACUCAGACUCAGUGGGCCAACGUCGUCAAGAACAUGUAUCCCGGCUACAACGGUGCUCGCCCCAAGUUCCAGAUCUACCACGGAACCGCCGAUCCUACUCUCAAUGUCCAGAACUACUAUGAGGAGAUCAAGCAGUGGACUGGCAUUUUCGGAUACUCUUCCAACCCUCAGUCAUCCACACCCAACACUCCCGCCAGCCCUUACACUCGCCAGGUCUUUGGUGAGAAGUUCCAGGCUUUCUUGGGCCAGGGCAUUGGACACGGUAACCCUCAUUUCGACGACAACGAUCUCAAGUGGUUCGGCUUCAUCGUAAGUCAUGUCCAAAAUCCCACCGAAGCCAGAAACUGA